Drosophila serrata is the source of this 985-nucleotide messenger RNA. RefSeq lists its product as uncharacterized. Lineage: Eukaryota; Metazoa; Arthropoda; Insecta; Diptera; Drosophilidae. The record is from RefSeq and is a predicted model, not a curated record.
AAAGACAAAAAGCAGCGGUCACACUGCUGUGAAAGAGAAAAUUGAGGGAAUAUAAAUAACUUGUAAGCGAUAAACAAGACGAUUUGAGGAUUAAUAUCAUACACCAAGGACACAUCGGAAUGGAACGCAAUAACGGACGCUACCCCUACAAUAUACGCCGCCAGAACAGCGGCGGCGGUGGCCACAAUGCUAUCCACAGCUACCACCACCACCAUCACAGCAACAAUAACAACGUCGGCUCAUCCUCGUCACCGGCGGGGGCGACGUCCAGUGCACCUGGCUAUAGCAAUCACAGUGCCGGCAACUCACCCUCAUCACUGGGGGGGCACAGCAGCAGCAGCAGUAAUAACAGCAACGCCGGUGCGACCUAUGGCCAAGCUGGUGCCCAGACCCAGAGCCUGCCACUGUCGCAGCACGAUGAGCUGAUCCGAUACAUUCAUGAGGCCUGGAACAAGGUUAAGGAGCAGGGCCCACCUGUGAUCUACUGCAACGAAUCUGAUAAUCAGCUGAAAAACUUCAAGCCAUUCGAUCUGGAGGAGUACUGGGGACAGCGCCUGAUCCAGAACAUUCAUGUGACGCCCACACAGGCCGGGGGACACCAGUAGAAAUGGGAAUCUUACAGACGGACUACGGCAUGUGCUUCAUGUGCUAACAAUUAAUUAAAUUAUACACAAAAAAAGAAACGGAAGGGGUGCCAAAUAUUCCCCACAAGGAUUAUAUAUUGACUACUUUACACUUUUAUUUUUGUGCGCCUUUGUUUUGGACUAUUAAAUGUGUAAAAAAUUUAUCUAAAAAAGAGAAUCCACUGCCAGCUGAAAGGCAAAUGAUACAUUCAAUAAAGCGAUGAUUGGCUGACUUUUUCUCCCCCUCAAUGGCACCCCCACCAUUUAGCAUGCUGUCUGCAUUUAAGUGUUAAGCAUUAAGCGCGCUUUAAAUUUUGACCAGAACAAAAAUAAACAACUUUAAGAGCGUAGAAAAAUAUAUA